AUGGAUCCCAACGCUACCGGCUAUCCUGCUCUGCAGCAACAACAGCAGCACAACGCGGGAUAUCCUGUCACCACACAGAGUCCACACGGACAGCAGUUCCCUUUCUAUCCGAAUGCUAUGCCCACCUCCUCAUUUCCCCAAUCCAAGACGCCGGUCCAACAACCGCAUCAGCAGCAUUCUUUCGGUCCCGUGCCUCUGCAAUCUGGCGGUCCCGGUGGAGCUAUGAUGCCGUCUGGUUUCCCUCAGCAGCCGUCUGGUCCCCACGGGAAUUUCUCUGCUGCUUUCACCCAACCUCCUGUUCCAGCCACUCUUAGCCAGUUCGUACCGCAUCAGGGUGCUCCCUCUUCGAACAUGUCCCCGAGUGCGGCGCAAAACUUCACGCAAAACAUGGCUUCGGUCUCUGCGAAUAGCAUGCUUCCGGCACAACAGCAACAACAGCAGCAGCCGCAGCAACAGCAGCAACAGCAACAACGCCCUGCCCAGCAGCCAAAUCAACAGCAAGGAUCCGUUCCGACAGCAGGGCAGAGUCCGGCUGCGGCAGCGCGAGAGAAGGCUCGUGUGUCAACCCUCCUGGAUAUCAACUCCAUCUUGUUGCAAGAGGUCAUCAAUCUGCAGGCGGCGGGUAAGGCUGGCGGGCCUCCGAAUCAACAAGCAUCGCAAGACAACAAUCCAUCACCAACUUCCGACCAGGCGACCGACGCGGCCAAGGGUCCGACGCAAAAGCCCAGUCUCGAGUAUGUUGAGUGUAUGCGCCGUCUCCAGGCCAAUUUGGCGUAUCUGGCGACUAUUGCCGAUCGGGCGAAGAAGUCGGGUGGUGUGGCUCCCACCGCCCCGGCCAUCAUGACGCCGCCUCCCAACAUGCCAGCGAUCAACGAGCUCUACAACAAGUUGAAUGAGCUGUUCCGGCCGUCGAAAGGUGCCGUGGGCACACCCCAACCUAGCCCGCAAGGUACGCCUGGCAACACCAAGCCGAGCCCGUCGCCCGCGGCCGAGUCGGCGGUUUGA
Messenger RNA from Aspergillus lentulus, 1005 nucleotides. The record is from RefSeq and is a predicted model, not a curated record. Lineage: Eukaryota; Fungi; Ascomycota; Eurotiomycetes; Eurotiales; Aspergillaceae.